AAAAAUCUCCCCCCUUUGUUAUCGGAAGCAGGCGAAAACCUAAGCUCCCUUUGCUAACGCCAUGGACGUAAGCGAUAUCCAGGAAGAUCUAAUGGCUGAAGAAGACUCCAUGGACGAUCUCAUCAGAGACCGAUUCAGACUCUCCGCUAUCUCUAUCGCCGAAGCCGAAGCGAAGAAAAGUGGAAUGGAGAUAGCAGGACCUGUUGUAGCAUGCGUGGCCGAUCUAGCCUUCAAAUACGCAGAGAAUGUUGCAAAGGACCUUGAACUCUUUGCUCAUCAUGCUGGACGCAAAGUUGUCAAUAUGGACGAUGUUGUUCUCUUCGCGCACAGAAACGAUAACUUAGCUGCGUCUUUGAGGUCAAUGUGCAAUGAGCUAAAGGCAAAGGAGCCACAAUCUGAGAGGAAACGCAAGAAAGUGUCAACCAAGAAAGAUGACAAAGCCAGUAGUAGCAAUGCUGGUGUUCGCACAACCGAUCUCUAAAUCUUCACUGCAUACGUUCCUAUAAAUAAUAAUGUAGAUACAAACUUGGUGACGAAAGGCUAAAUGUCCUGGAAGAUUUUGUGCAGUUUUUUACAAGACUUUUGCAUUAACUCUCUUACUUUAAAAUCUUAACUAG
Eruca vesicaria subsp. sativa (arugula) is the source of this 617-nucleotide messenger RNA. The record is from the annotation of a GenBank genome assembly. NCBI's taxonomy places the organism in Eukaryota, Viridiplantae, Streptophyta, Magnoliopsida, Brassicales, Brassicaceae.